Rotaria sp. Silwood1 is the source of this 222-nucleotide messenger RNA. The record is from the annotation of a GenBank genome assembly. NCBI's taxonomy places the organism in Eukaryota, Metazoa, Rotifera, Eurotatoria, Philodinida, Philodinidae.
AUGAUGCUUCAUCGGACUCGAACUCGAAACCACAAAAGUUCAUUUCCUGAACUAGUUGGUCGAAGUGCUCAUGAAGCAUCUCAUUAUAUUGCUGCUCGAGGUUUGACGCCAGUUCUUGUUAAACCCAAUCAACCAUUGACAAUGGACUAUCGCCCAGAUCGUGUUCGCAUUGUUACAGAUCUAUCAGGACGUAUAGUUCUACGAACACCUAUGAUUGGUUAA